AGGCCGGUCAGAGGGACUUUAAGAGUUCAGACAAGAGACAAGAGAGAGAAAGCAUGUGACCCCUCUCUGUUUCUCUUUCUUCUCCCCUCUUCCACAAGGAGCCACAACCACACCAAACAGCACAAGAACAAGCUGCUCGCCUCACCUCUCGUUCUCUGCAUACCUCCGCUUAUUUCUUUCUUCCACCUUGGGCCUUGGCUAUGGCAUCCAGCGUGUCCCGGUUCAUCAAGUGCGUCACGGUGGGGGACGGCGCCGUGGGGAAGACCUGCAUGCUCAUCUGCUACACCAGCAACAAGUUCCCCACUGAUUACAUACCCACUGUCUUCGAUAACUUCAGCGCAAACGUUGUGGUCGACGGCACCACGGUGAAUUUGGGCCUUUGGGACACUGCAGGACAGGAAGAUUACAACAGAUUGAGGCCCCUGAGCUACCGCGGAGCCGAUGUGUUCGUGCUCGCCUUCUCGCUCGUCAGCCGAGCUAGCUACGAGAAUGUUGUGAAGAAGUGGCUACCAGAGCUUCGGCAUUAUGCACCGGGUGUCCCCAUAGUUUUGGCUGGAACUAAAUUGGAUCUUCGUGAAGACAAGCACUACCUACUUGAUCAUCCUGGAGCAGUACCUGUUACUACGGCACAGGGGGAGGAACUUCGCAAGCACAUCGGAGCAACAUGUUACAUCGAGUGCAGCUCAAAAACUCAGCAGAAUGUCAAAGCUGUGUUUGAUGCUGCCAUCAAGGUAGUAAUAAGGCCUCCGACAAAACAGAGGGAAAGGAAGAAAAAGAAAGCACGGCGGGGAUGUUCAAUAAUACGAAUCAUGCACAAAAGGAGACUAGGAUGCUUCAAGUGAUCGAAGGCCUUAUUUGAGGAUCACAUAGGUUUCCAAGACGAAUCGAGAUAACGUCUAGUUUGCAUCCAAGUUUCAAAGUGCUUGUUGCGCUUGCGCACUUGUGCUGGUAAUGUGUAUAUUUACGUGUUUAGCAAUUGCCUUCUAUAGGAGAUAUAUUAGUAUUUUGUUUAUGUACCAAUGGAUCAUAAUGAGCUAGAAAGUUCAAUAUAUCCUGAGAAGUAGCGAUAUAUUCUUCCA
Messenger RNA from Panicum hallii, 1079 nucleotides. Its product is annotated as rac-like GTP-binding protein 4. The transcript has 8 exons. Gene Ontology annotation, molecular function: GTP binding; GTPase activity; protein kinase binding. Gene Ontology annotation, biological process: small GTPase-mediated signal transduction; regulation of cell shape; cortical cytoskeleton organization. Gene Ontology annotation, cellular component: cell projection; cell cortex; cytoplasmic vesicle. The record is from RefSeq and is a predicted model, not a curated record. The coding region runs from base 201 to 842 and encodes 213 amino acids. NCBI's taxonomy places the organism in Eukaryota, Viridiplantae, Streptophyta, Magnoliopsida, Poales, Poaceae.